AUGGCCGGAAACAUUGUCAAAUGGUGGAAGCAUAAGAUCCUCGGCGGCUACAAGCAGUUUACAGUGCUGCAAGAAUGUGCGACCGAUUCGGAGGAGCUCAUCUACCAGGGACGGGCUCCGUCGGCCUGUAGCGCCCCGCCCGAUCUACUGCUGACCAGUGACCGCGAGCAGAUGCUGAAGGUUAAGUCGUCCUCCACUGGCGGUGGGCCGACCGGUGGCAAAGGUGGCCAACAUCAUCACCCUCACCAUCAUCACCAUCACGUGCAGCAGGCGCAUCAUCAGCAUCUCCGGUCGAUGGCGGCCCAGCAGCAGCAUCAGCAGCAGCAGUCCAAUCAACACUCAGCACUCUCCCAUCAUCACCAACAGCAACAGCAGCAGCAGCAACAACAUCAGCACAGUAAAUCGCAGAAGGAGGGCCUGCGCAAGUGCUCCGGGAAGGCAGUGGUUGCGGCCGGUGGUUCCAACACGAUGAACACGACGGCCGCCACCAUCCGGAGCGAUCCAGAUCGGGUGCGACUGGAGGAAUUCACUUGCGAUGUAUCGCUGGAAGAUGGCAAAAAGCCGCAGCCGCUACAGUUUUCCUUCACCCUGUACGAUCUGGAUGGUCACGGAAAAAUAACCAAAGAUGACAUUGCCGGCAUAGUGUCUACAAUAUACGAAUCCAUAGGCAAAUCGGUAGUAGUUCCUCAUUACGGUAGUAAAACCAUCAACGUUCGGCUGACGGUGUCGCCGGACGGCAAGUCGGCCACAAAGUCUUCGGCGGCGGCCGCAAUAAAGAAAGCCAUCAUCACGCCCCGCCGCCGCUACCGGCCACGGAAGCUCAUCUCCGACGACGACGGGAGCGACACGUCGGAGAACGUGCCGCGGAUGCUGCGAAACCGAACCGAGCCCGGGGCGACGGCAGCCAACAAUGGCGGCAGCGGUAGCGCCGGUGCGGGAACACCACCAAAAAACGGACCAACUAGCGGUGGCGGCCAACAGCAGCAGCAGCAGCAGCACCAUCACCAUCAUCACCAUCACGCUUCGCCAGCGGUGGCGUCGACGGGUGCUGCGGUCAAGGUGAAGGAAUCGAAUCUUUCCAAAGCGGCCGCAUUGGCCGGCGACGCAUCGAGCCCCGCGCACCGCUCGACAGGACUAAGCAAAAGCUCGGAGGCAACUCCGGUUACGGAAACGACGACGUACCACAACAACCUCACCACGGCAAAGGUUUCCCUAAACAACGCCAGUUCCGUUAAGCAGCAGCAGGGACAAGAGAACGUGUACGAAAGCAUUGCCAACCUCAAAUGCUGCAACCUUCAGCAGCAGCAGCAACUACAGUUGACGACGCACAAUGCAACCGGUGGUGGCCGGAGUCCGCUUUCGCCACAGUCAGCCGGUGCCGGCGGAUUGAACCAUUCGACUGCCUCGACGGCGGCCCUGGUAUGCCGGGAGUGUAGUAUCGGUGAGGAAGCAGCAGCAGGUACCCCUAUGUUGCCGUCCCUCCAGACGGUGGUCUUGUCGCCAUCGGUGGCCCUAACCGCUGCCGUCGUUGCCGGCCGCUCGAAGCGAAAGCUCGUGCGAAAGACACGCUCCUCGCGAAAGGUGGUCCCAACGGGGAAGGGCGGCGAACAGUUUGCGGGUCGACCGCGUGCCCGCAGCCUGUCGGUGGGAAACGAGAACUGCUACGAGAACGUCAUCGGGCAGGUGGCCCAGGAUGAGUGCUGGAAGAGCUCGCUGUGUCGGCGCGAACUGAUCGAGAUCAUACGCGAGAGUAUGGUGAAGAACAGUCUCUGUUUUCAACCCAAUCGGAAAGCGAUGGAAAGUUCACCGAAACAUCGCCACCGUUCGCACACGAUAGCUUCCCGAGUCGGUGAUCAGCAUCAGGUACUCUUCAACUACCACCACCCGGCGGCGGCUGCCCUGGUGGCGGCUCGCGGCGUUGAGGUCAGCGCAGGGCGGUGCGGGGGCACCGCCACGACAGCACUCGUCUCGGUGGCUGCCGGCCACGAGACAACCAAUCUGUGCGGCUACGAUUCGUACCUUCACAAAACGAUUUGUGCUGCAGCGGCGGCAACCAAUGGAACGGCGUCAGCCGUACAUUUGGCGACCCACACGGCGGCCACGACAGCCAUCACCGGCACUGUGGGACCGAUGCCACUGGCAACCCACACCCCAAACCGCUUGCUGCUCCAGCACCACCAUCAUUCGAAGGCCAAAAGGAAGGAGCACCGCAUGACGGUGGCAGCGGCUAGUAUCGCGCGCACCGGCAGUCACGCGACACCGGUGAAGCUCAGCACGGCCCUUCUCAACCAGCAGUACCCGAAUCUCUCGGCCGAACAGAAGCUGACGCGGUCGAUCAACCAAGUCGAACAGUGGCUUGACCACCGCAGCCCGAAGCUCGUGACGAAGAGCAAGCUGACCGAUGAAACCGUGCAACUGCUGGCCGCAUCGGGGCGCCCGCUGAAGCGUUCGAAGAGCAAGGAAGACCUAGUGACGGCGGUCGGCGGCAAGCAAGCACCGCAGGCUGCUGGGGCUACUUUUCUCACCACCGAGCUGUUGCUGGAGAACCUGAAGAUCAGUGAGGAUAUUGCCGAGAUCGCGGUCGUUACACCGAAGAAGGUGUACAACAAAGAAUCGCUCAUUGCGUCCGCCACGAAGAAGAACAUCAAAACCCACCACCAGCGUACGGCGCUGAUGGCGGAGGAAAAACCAAACGCUGCUGGUGUCAGCAGUGCCACGGGGCAGGUGGUGCAGUUGCAGUACGGUUCCGUACCGGUCAAUGCCGAUCCGAGUGAGUGCGAGAAUCUGAUCCGCAUGUCGGAUGACGGCGACGAAGAGGCGCCUGGCAUUCAGCGGUCAAACCAACGCAAGGCACAAUCGUCCCAGUCUCAGCCAGCGUCUCCUCAGCAUCACGCACAGCAGCACCAACAACGGUUCUGCUCUGCUGCAGGUGGUGGUCGGCCGCACUCCGUGUCGUCGGCAUCGGCUGCCUCAACGACGGCCGUCCAUCGGUACGUGCACGAGCACAUCCAUCACCAUUACCACCACUUCGAGAACGAUCCCGACGAGUCCUGA
This is a messenger RNA of Anopheles cruzii, 3054 nucleotides long. RefSeq names its product protein naked cuticle homolog (gene nkd). The record is from RefSeq and is a predicted model, not a curated record. NCBI's taxonomy places the organism in Eukaryota, Metazoa, Arthropoda, Insecta, Diptera, Culicidae. The coding region runs from base 1 to 3054 and encodes 1017 amino acids. Gene Ontology annotation, molecular function: calcium ion binding. Gene Ontology annotation, cellular component: cytoplasm. Gene Ontology annotation, biological process: negative regulation of Wnt signaling pathway. The transcript has 6 exons.